AUGUCGGAGGAGGUGGAAAUUAAGACGUACUUUAAGUUGGUAGAUGUUGUAAAAUGGUUCGGGAUUACGCAGUUUGAAAUGCUCGUGAAUUUGAUAGCGUUUCUGGUGUUCACAAUCGUUCUCACGCUCAAGGCAUAUAGCGGGGCUCUUUACGGAACGCUAUCUACCGGUGAUUGGUUGGUUAUGUUCUCGCCGCUCUUUUGUGGUGAUUUCUGCAACGCCUAUUUCUGCAUAAUCGUGGGCAUUCGGAUGUACCUUGGAAAUAAGCAUCGCCAGGCCAUGCACCGGCUGCUGUGGAGUAUUCAUUUUCUGUUGCUCACCGCCGGCUUCAAGUAUCUGAUUUGUAUGAAGGCGGGCCAGAGUGGGCUUGAAUAUAGCGAGGUAUUUUCGCCCAUCAUAGUCCUGCUGCAGAUGAUCGCCGUUAAAGCAUGCCAAUCGAACCAACAAUCCUGAUCACACGCCCAGUUGCGCAGAGAGUUGCUGCCUUUUAGCAAUGAUGUCGUCAUUGGAACAGUUGUUAUGCAAUAGGAACAGUGUUUCCCUUCAGUGGCUAAUGUGUAUAAUAAAAACGAAAAUAUUGUCCCUUUUUUAUUCGCUACUAGGCAGACUGAAACGUGUAAAUAUAUCUUCAGUGCCCUCCGGAGAUGCGUCAUCGAGAUGCUAGGGGUCUAUUGUCGCUUUGCCUAUAGGGGGGCUAAACAUUAUCAACUAACUGACCCCUGUCACUGACCAACAGAGGUUUAUCUCGUAACAAUGACGAUGCCUGAUACACUGGAAAAGAGGAGUUUCAAGUUUUUCGCUUUAAUUUCCGUAGACUUUAGUUGAUUAAAACACCGAUACAAGAAAUAGGAAGAAAAUGUAUGAAAUAAUGAAAAAGAAUAAAA
Messenger RNA from Anopheles cruzii, 884 nucleotides. Its product is annotated as transmembrane protein 203. The record is from RefSeq and is a predicted model, not a curated record. Gene Ontology annotation, cellular component: endoplasmic reticulum. Gene Ontology annotation, biological process: intracellular calcium ion homeostasis. The coding region runs from base 1 to 453 and encodes 150 amino acids. The transcript has a single exon. NCBI's taxonomy places the organism in Eukaryota, Metazoa, Arthropoda, Insecta, Diptera, Culicidae.